AUUGCAGUGCAGGGUCAAAGUGAAGGAGCUGCGGACCGCCAACCACAAGGUGUGGGAGGCAAACCACCACUACAGUGCUGCACCCACGAGCUGCUGGUUCUACAAAGAGCUGGCUGCAAUACUCCGCGGUAACCUCACCUCCACGGCAAAGACCACCGUGAAUACUUCCGUGGCUUGCAUGCCAGUCAAAAGUGGACUGAGCCAGGAGAAGGAAAUCUCAGAUGAGGAUGUGGAGUGGGAAGGGGACCCAGAGGCAGAGGAUGACUUGGAGGUCAGAGAUUCAUGAAGCCAGGAGCUCUUUUCUACCCCAGAGGAGAUUAGCCAGUCACAGCUAUUGGAUGUUGGCAAAGCACAAACAGGAGAGAAGGCCCCUGAUAUCACUGAGGACUGCAACAAGAAUAUCACAUGCCCUUUAAACACCAAGUGUGUGAACAACACUCACUGCACCUGCCUGGACGGAUUCCAGCCGAGUGGGAAUCGCGUCUUCACCAAUCUUAAGGAAACCUGCAAUGAUAUUGAUGAGUGUCUGGUGCUGAUGGUCUGUGGAAACUUCACCAAAUGCCACAAUUUUCCAGGCAGUUACUACUGUUCUUGUAGCGAUGGAUUUGAGUCUGAUCCCGGGAAAGAGAACUUCAUCCCCGCGAACGAGAGCACCUGCCGGGACGUUAAUGAAUGUCUCAGAUCCCCUGACAUCUGCGGCCCAGGAGCACAGUGUGAGAACACCAACGGGAGUCACCAAUGUGCCUGCCCAACCGGCUACAUCCCUUCCACUGGGAGCUGGGUCCAGAACCAAACAACGUGUAAAGCCCCCAGCAUUAACUGCAGUUCUGAGUUCGAGGGAAUCAAAGAGACGUGCAGGAAUUUCUCUCUGCCGGUAAACCAGAGCGAUGGAAGCAGCUGUUUUUGCUCUUUCUUUAAUUCAGUCUCAAACAUGUUGAUGUCCAUGUGCGGAGAUGGGAAUGCGACGUUAUCACUGGAGAACGUGACUCUCCAUUUCAACAGCCUCCUGAUCAGCACCUCCCUCUGGGAUGGCGGAGACAAGGGGGAGGUGGGGUCGGCCGUGACGGUCCUGCUAGAGAGCGUGGAACUGGCCGCGCUGGCCACUGCGCUCCGGUCUCCGGAGAGGACAACACAGAACGUGACGACGGAGUCUCUGGCUGUUGAGACACGGCUCGUCACAGGGGACUGCAGCCAGCACAGCGAGGUCUUCACGCUGAGCGCUCACAAUGAGACGAUGGAUGUGCACUGUGAUACAGUCACUGGGGCAGCCACACAAGGUGUGGGGGCUGCUGCUUUUAUUUCCUACUCCACCCUGGACUCCAUCAUCAGUGCGAGACGUCUCAGCGAGGGAAAUCUGCCGGCUGGUGGGAAGCUGGAGAAAAGUCAUCUCAACUCCAGGGUGGUGAGUGGGGCCAUCGGAGAUGGGAGACCCAUUAACCUAUCCAGACCCGCAAAGUUCACCCUGCGACAUAAACAGGCCAAAAAAGAGGAGGAAGAGGCUCUCUGCGUCUACUGGAAAGUGGUGGCCGAGAGCGGCAGCUGGUCUCCGGACGGCUGCACCACUGUGCACACGAACAGCACUCACACCACCUGCAGCUGUGACCAUCUCUCCAGCUUCGCUGUUCUAAUGGCUACCACCGCAGUGACGGAGAGCUACCCACUGACCAUCAUCACCUACGUGGGACUGAGCCUCUCCCUGCUGUGCCUCUUCCUGGCCAUCCUCACCUUCCUCCUGUGCCGCUCCAUCCGCAACGUCAGCACCUCCCUCCACCUGCAGCUCUGCCUCUGCCUCUUCCUGGCCGACCUGCUCUUCCUCACCCAGGUGACCCACCCCAGCAGUCAGGUGGCGUGUGCUGUCAUUGCUGGCUUCCUACACUACCUCUUCCUGGCCUGCUUCAGCUGGAUGUUCCUGGAGGGGCUGCACCUCUUCCUCACCGUCAGGAACCUGAAGGUCGUGAAUUACACCAGCGCCAGCCGGUUCAAGAAGAGAUUCAUGUACCCGUUUGGCUAUGGAUUCCCAGCCCUGGUGGUGGCUAUUUCUGCAGCGGUGAAACCUGACGGCUACAAAACUUCCAAACACUGCUGGCUCAGAAUGGACAAAGGCUUUCAUUGGAGCUUCCUGGGACCAGUCUGUGCCAUAAUCCUGAUAAAUAUAACGUUCUUUGCCCUGACCCUGUGGAUCCUGAGAAACAAACUCUCCUCCCUCAAUGCAGAUGUGUCCACUGUCAAAGACCACAGGUUACUGACCUUUAAAGCCAUCGCCCAACUCUUCAUUCUGGGCUGCACAUGGAGCCUUGGUCUCCUCCAAGUCGGCCCAGCAGCCGCGGUCAUGGCGUAUUUAUUCACCAUCGUCAACAGCCUGCAGGGAGCCUUCAUCUUCCUGGUGCACUGUCUCCUCAAUCGCCAGGUGAGACAGGAAUACAGGAGAUGGCUCAAGGGAUUCCGAACAUUCAGCACGAAAUCUCAGACAUACGAUCUGUCCAUGUCUGCUGUCCCCACCACCAGCACCAAGACGGAUUGUCAGUGCAGACGGAUUAUCCCCGAUGAGCACUCAGCACUGUGAAGAAUUGCCCUUGGCUCCAUUAUCCCUGUGGGUCAGGAUCCAGGGGCUUUGUGCGUCACCUCCCAGAUUCAACACACUGGUUUGCACAUUACACUCUUAGUGGCUUUGGAACCUAUUGUCAUUUUUGUGCUUUUCUUGCCAGGACUAACCCUUCUGCCAGGUGGAGGCGGCAGCAACCCAGUCCGGGUUCAAUACCCAGGGGGUUCCAAUACAAAACAGAACCAGCUGGAGCUCUCACCCAGUAAUCUGGGAAAACUUCAGACCACCCCAGGUGCCUCCGAGAAGCAAUACGUCCCCUCUCAGAAGCACUGAGUCUCUGUAUAACAAAGAGAACUUUUAAUAAAAAGGAGAAAGGAAUCUGGCAUUAAUCUGAGAAAUCUCCCAACCACUAUUUGAAAG
Molecule: messenger RNA, 2962 nt
Organism: Mauremys reevesii (Reeves's turtle)
Lineage: Eukaryota; Metazoa; Chordata; Testudines; Geoemydidae
Product: adhesion G protein-coupled receptor E3-like
Exons: 17
Coding region: 536-2563 (675 amino acids)
Biological process (GO): adenylate cyclase-activating G protein-coupled receptor signaling pathway; cell surface receptor signaling pathway
Cellular component (GO): membrane
Molecular function (GO): calcium ion binding; G protein-coupled receptor activity
Source: RefSeq, a predicted model, not a curated record